Chlorocebus sabaeus (green monkey) is the source of this 2454-nucleotide messenger RNA. Lineage: Eukaryota; Metazoa; Chordata; Mammalia; Primates; Cercopithecidae. The record is from RefSeq and is a predicted model, not a curated record.
GGCCCGGUCGGCGCGGACGGCGCUCGGCGGACGCGGGCGGACGCUGGGCGGCCCCUCCCUGCCCGCGCGCCCGGGCGCCCCUGGCCGGCGCCGGGCCCCGGAGCGAUGACAUCGACGGGGAAGGACGGCGGCGCGCAGCACGCGCAGUAUGUGGGGCCCUACCGGCUGGAGAAGACGCUGGGCAAGGGGCAGACAGGCCUGGUGAAGCUUGGGGUUCACUGUGUCACCUGCCAGAAGGUGGCCAUCAAGAUCGUCAACCGUGAGAAGCUGAGCGAGUCUGUGCUGAUGAAGGUGGGCGGGCCCGGGGAGGGAGGCGGGGCUGGCGUCGCCCAGACCGGCCCCUGGGCCCCCUGGAUGUGGCUACGUGGUCUCCUGCUCAGUGCCCGCUGUGCCACUGAGGUGCAGCACUGGGUGCUAGAACACGUGUCAGGUGAGCUUUUCGACUACCUGGUGAAGAGGGGGAGGCUGACGCCAAGGAGGCUCGGAAGCUCUUCCGCCCAGAUCAUCUCCGCUCUGGACUUCUGCCACAGCCACUCCAUAUGCCACAGGGAUCUGAAACCUGAAAACCUCCUGCUGACGCAGAAGAACAACAUCCGGAUCGCAGACUUCGGCAUGGCGUCUCUGCAGGUUACACAGCCUGUUGAGACCAGCUGCGGCACAGGGCCCUCUGUCCCCCACUACGCCUGCCCCGAGGUGCUGCUAGGGGAGAAGUACGACGGCCGGAAGGCAGACGGGUGGAGCUGUGGCGCCAUCCUGUUCGGGCCUUUGUUAGUGGUGAGAGCCCUUCCCUUUGACGAUGACAACCUGCGGCAGCUGCUGGAGAAGGUGAAGCGGGCGGUUCCACAUGCCGCACUUUAUUCUACCAAGCAGAGGAGCCUGCUGCGGGGCAUGAUCGGUGACGCCGCACGCCUCACGCUAGAGCACAUUCAGAAACACAUAUGGUAUAUGGGUGGCAGGACAACGCCAGAACCAGAGCAGCCCGUUCCUCGCAAGGUGCAGAUCCGCAGCCUGGAGGCAGACAUCGACCCUGACGUGCUGGACAGCAUGCACUCCUGGGCUGCUUCCGCACUGGGAAUAAGCUGCUUUCAGGACCUGCUAUCCGAGGAGGGCCCAGGGCUGCUCCUGGAGAAUCAGGAGAAGAUGAUCUACUUCCUACUCCUGGACCGGAAAGAAAGGUACCCGAGCCAGGAGGACUUAGGACCUGCCCCGAACGAGAUAGGUAAUGGACCUCCCCGAAGCGUGUGACUCCCGAUGCUGAACCGCACGCAAGCGCGGCCGGAGCGCAAGUCCAUGGAGGUGCUCAGCGUGACGGACGGCGCCCUGUGCCUGCGCCGGCGGGCUAUUGAGAUGGCCCAGCACGGCCAGAGGUCUCGGUCCAUCAGCUGUGCCUCUCAGGUUUUCCACCAGCCCGCCAGCAGCCCCGGGUGAGUGACCCUCACUCCCUCACCAAGGGGCAGUCCUCCCACCCCCAAGGGGACGCCUGUCCACACGCCAAAGGAGAGCCCGGCCGGCACGCCCAACCCCACACCACCGUCCAGCCCCAGCGCCGGAGGGUGCCCUGGAGGGCGGCUCAAUUCCAUCAAGAACAGCUUUCUGGGCUCACCCCGCUUCCACCGCCGGAAACUGCAAGAACUGCCUGGCUGCCCCGGCACUCCUGGCCCUGGUGGUCCUGGGCAUAGGGAGGGGUGGGGCUCCAGCGAGUGCUGCCUGGACACAACUCUAGGAACCAAGAGGCUGGCCAAGAAGUCCUGGUUUGGGAACUUUAUCAGCCUGGAGAAGGAGGAGCAGAUCUUCGUGGUCAUUAAAGACAAACUCUGAGCUCCACUGGCUGACAUGCACGCCUUCCUGUCGAUCCCCAGCCUCAGCCACAGUGUCAUCUCCCAGACGAGCUUCCUGGCCGAGUACAAGGCCACGGGGCCAGCCGUGUUCCAGAAGCCUGUCAAGUUCCAGGUGGAUAUCACUCUUACACGGAGGGAGGAGGCGCAGAAGGAGAACGGCAUCUACUCCGGGUCACCUUCACCCUGCUCAGGCCCCAGCCGCUUCAAGAGGGUGGUGGAGACUAUCCAGGCCCAGCUGCUGAGCACACACGCACCCCCCGCGGCCCAGCACUCUGUCAGAACCCCCCCACCAGCGCCAGGACUAAGCUGGGGUGCUGGGCUUAAGGGCCAGAAGGUGGCCACCAGCUACGAGAACACCACUAACUGUAUGGAAAUGAUGACGGGGCGGCUUUCCAAAUGUGGCAGCCAUUGGAGUAACUUCUUUGACGUAAUUAACAAUUUUUCAGACGAAGAACGGGCAGGCGGCCCAGGCCCCAGCACGCCCGCCGGCCGGAGUGCCCACGGCCCACGUGACUCCGCGGCCGCUGGCCCUGGCCCCGAGGGGACGCCGAGUACCCAACGGGGCAAGGACACGGCCAACAUGGGCCCGCCGCCGCCCCGCCGCGAGCAGCCUUAG